CUUCGGCUCUUCUAAAGCGCAUUCUUCUUAAUAUAUCUAUGAUAUCAAAUUCAAAGAUCCUUUCUAUUAAACGGGGAUUACGUUCUAUUUCGACACCAACAACUUCUCUUUCUGUAUUUAAAUAUUUGACAUAUUUGAAAGAUUUAGAAAAAAGUCAACAAAUCGAAAAGACUUAG
Molecule: messenger RNA, 176 nt
Organism: Dentiscutata erythropus
Lineage: Eukaryota; Fungi; Glomeromycota; Glomeromycetes; Diversisporales; Gigasporaceae
Source: the annotation of a GenBank genome assembly